CCUCAGUUGACUUUGUUUUCCUUCUUCGGUUUUCCGAAAGACGGAUCUUGGAUUUGAUAGUCUUCAGCGAAAUAAACUAAGCGAUUUGUUCGUAUCCUUCGUCCGGGGCGACUUCUUUUCUGUUUGCCAACGAUGGGUCACGGACAUGGACAUGGGCCGCCGUACAAGGUGCCGGAUGCAUCAACCUACAAGGUAGCUGAUGCUCCCGAGCUGGUGGAAGUUGAGCGUGCACUCGCCCGUCGGGGCCUCAAGGAUCCGUGGCUACGGAACGAAGUUUGGCGCUACAAUGUGAAACAGUUUUCCACUCAUCGCUCGCGGCUGGUAACGUUCCUGUUCAAGGGAUUCCCCCUCGGGUUUGCCGCCUUCGUCGCCACGAUCGGGGUGGAGUAUGCCCUGGGAGUGGACUAUCACGGCGGCCAUGGACACGGCGGUGAUGGCCAUGGUCAUGGAGACGAGAAAGGCCAUGGAAGCGGUCAUCACUAGUGCAAUGGAAGGAUGGUGCUCGUUUGUUACUACCGUACUUUAGACUUUAUUUCGAAAAAAGCCUGCUACAGAAUAAAUC
This is a messenger RNA of Anopheles coustani, 562 nucleotides long. RefSeq names its product NADH dehydrogenase [ubiquinone] 1 beta subcomplex subunit 3 (gene ND-B12). Lineage: Eukaryota; Metazoa; Arthropoda; Insecta; Diptera; Culicidae. Gene Ontology annotation, biological process: mitochondrial respiratory chain complex I assembly; electron transport chain. The coding region runs from base 133 to 483 and encodes 116 amino acids. The transcript has 2 exons. Gene Ontology annotation, cellular component: mitochondrion. The record is from RefSeq and is a predicted model, not a curated record.